UCUAUCCGAACUAAAAUUCCCUCCUUCCCUCGUUUUCUGCUCUCACCCAAACCCAAACCCCAAACAAAACCAACCAGACCCACUUUCCCUCUCUAACGCCUCCUUUCUCUCUCUAAAAUCUCCGCUUUCUCUCUCUGAACCCCAGAUCCCACUUCCAAACCCUAAACCUCCUCCUCUUACCUACUUCCGAACCCUAGCUCCUCUUCCUGUUUCUCUUUUUCUCUCUCUGGAACCAGAUCGUUUCGUCGCUCAAUCGGAGACCUCCCAUUUUCUUCGUCGGUAAAAAAUUAUCCAUGUCCGGCGGCGGUCGAGCUCACAACCGUCCUGCUCCUCCGCCGCCGCUUGCCUCCGGUGGCGCGCAGAUCGUACCGCCGUUGAGAAGGCACUUAGCUUUUACGUCGACGAAGCCGCCUUUUGUUCCUCCUGAUGAUUAUCACCGAUUCUCCAGCGAUGGUCGCAGAGCUGCUGAUCAAGAGCCUGAGGCCAUUGUUGUUCGAUCCCCUCUAUUAAAGCGGAAGAAUGCAUUAGAGAAUAACGAAGUUGACCAUAGGGAUUGGGCUAGCAGUCCUGGAUAUAUUAAUAUUGUUAACAACAGUCCGAUGCAAACUCCAGUUUCUGCUAAAGGGGGCAGAACAUACAAUAGGUCAAAGGGUUCAAAGGCCAAUAGAUCUACACCUCAGACACCCGUGUCAAAUGCUGGCUCCCCUUCUCCACUAACUCCUGCUGGUAGCUGUCGCUAUGACAGUUCUCUAGGCCUUUUGACAAAAAAGUUUAUCAAUUUGAUUAAGCAUGCAGAAGAUGGCAUUCUAGACCUAAAUAAAGCAGCAGAAACUUUGGAGGUCCAAAAAAGACGGAUAUAUGACAUAACAAAUGUCCUGGAGGGCAUAGGUCUUAUUGAAAAGAAGCUAAAGAACAGAAUUCGUUGGAAGGGACUUGACGCUUCAAGACCAGGGGAGGUUGAUGGUGAUAUUUCUUUAUUACAGGCAGAAGUUGAAAACCUUAACAUGGAAGAGCGCAGUUUAGACGAUCGAAUAAGAGAGAUGCAGGAGAGACUGAGGGACCUGAGUGAAGAUGAGAAUAACCAAAAGUGGCUUUUUGUGACCGAAGAAGACAUCAAGGGCUUACCAUGCUUUCACAAUGAAACCCUUAUAGCAAUUAAAGCUCCACAUGGAACAACCCUGGAAGUUCCAGAUCCUGAUGAAGCUGUUGACUAUACACAGAGGAGAUACAGGAUAAUUCUUAGAAGCACGAUGGGUCCUAUUGAUGUCUACCUCGUUAGUCAAUUCGAAGAGAAGUUUGAGGAGAUGAAUAGUGCUGAGCCACCUGCGAACUUCCCUAUUGCUUCUAGUUCAGGAUCUAGUGAACCUACAGCAACAGAAGUGAUCACUGUGGAGAGCAAUACUGGAAAGGAAAUUGAACCUCAGCCACAACACGACCAUCAAGUGUGCCCUGAUAUUAAUGCCUUACAGGAGUUUCCUGGGGGAAUGAUGAAGAUUGUUCCUUCUGACGUGGAUAAUGAUGCAGACUACUGGCUUAUCUCUGAUGCUGAAGUUAGCAUUACAGAUAUGUGGAGAACAGACUCUGUUGUUGACUGGGAUGGGCCAAAUAUCCUUCAUUCAGAUUUUGUAAUGCCUGAUGUAAGUACCCCAAGGCCCCAAACCCCGCCUUCAGGAAUCACCGAUGUGCCAAACACUUCUGUCGACUUCUCACAAAGAUGAACAUUAAUUUUUCUAAAUGCUGAAUUUAGAAACUCAUCUCUGCCGCCACAUCAGUGGCCUUCCAUAUUUAUCAAAGAAUAACAUGAAGAUACCAGCUGGUUGCUUGACAAACACCAGCAAAAAUCUUGCGGUGGAAGUGGAUGGGGGGGUAUGGUAAAACGGGGGCUAUUUGAUACUGUACAGCUCGGUAAUAUUGUUUUUACCCCUGUGGUAUAAUAAAAUGUUGAAAUCUUAUGUUAAGGCAUGGGGAGGAAGCUCAGUAUGCAAUGAGUAGAGUGCACUGAAUAAUACUGGAGCACACUCAAAAUACACAUGAAAAUUUGAAUGCAUGAUUUCAUUAUAUGCAUGUCCAUGUACCAUUCUUUGAUGUGUGCCGUAGCAUAAGUUUAUGAAUACGGAAUCUAACUGGUCUGUAAAUGCUGUUAUAAACACGCAGCAAUAUAAGAUCUCUGCUUUGUUAUCUGAGUAGGGUCUUAAGAAUGAACUGACUUGACUGUUCUAUUUUAUGGUGUACAACCAUAAGCGUUUGAUAUAAAAUUAUCCAUGUAUCAAUCAAUAAUUAUUUCUUUUCUAUGCU
This is a messenger RNA of Humulus lupulus (European hop), 2295 nucleotides long. RefSeq names its product transcription factor E2FA. Gene Ontology annotation, molecular function: DNA-binding transcription factor activity, RNA polymerase II-specific; RNA polymerase II cis-regulatory region sequence-specific DNA binding; protein dimerization activity. Bases 294 to 1718 code for a protein of 474 amino acids. Gene Ontology annotation, biological process: regulation of transcription by RNA polymerase II. Gene Ontology annotation, cellular component: RNA polymerase II transcription regulator complex. NCBI's taxonomy places the organism in Eukaryota, Viridiplantae, Streptophyta, Magnoliopsida, Rosales, Cannabaceae. The transcript has 14 exons. The record is from RefSeq and is a predicted model, not a curated record.